Molecule: messenger RNA, 1896 nt
Organism: Hippocampus comes (tiger tail seahorse)
Lineage: Eukaryota; Metazoa; Chordata; Actinopteri; Syngnathiformes; Syngnathidae
Product: leukocyte elastase inhibitor-like
Exons: 10
Coding region: 136-1371 (411 amino acids)
Biological process (GO): negative regulation of endopeptidase activity
Molecular function (GO): serine-type endopeptidase inhibitor activity
Source: RefSeq, a predicted model, not a curated record
UGCGGAAGCUGCUUUUCGGGCAGUUUCUGGGCGUGUCAGUGUAAAAAAAAAAAAAAAAAAAGAUUGUAUUUUAAACACUUGACUGCCGCCGUCUCUGCGUUUACUGACUGCUUGAAGAAACGCGUCUGUCAACACAUGGCGUCAUCUACCCCUCUUUCCAAGGCUAACACCAACUUCUCUCUCGAUUUGCUGAAAAAAUUGGGCGAUGAUGACAAGACUGCAAAUAUCUUCCUUUCCCCCUUAAGCAUCUCUUCAGCCCUGGCUAUGGUGAUGCUCGGAUCGGGGGGCAACACAGCUGCACAGAUGUCAGAGGUUCUCAAUUUCACUGAGCGAGAGGCACGGCCAGAGCCAAUGCAAAUGCAAAUGCAACAAGUCCAGUCCAUGUUUCUGCCAAAGUGUCUGCAAACCAAAGGCCAGGAUGAAGUUCAUGCCAGCUUUGCCAAACUGCUGGCUGAGCUGAACAAACCAGACGCGCAGUACGCCCUCAGUGUUGCCAACAGACUGUACGGGGAGCAGUCUUACCAGUUUGUUGAGCGUUUCCUAGCAGAAACAAGGAAGCACUACAAAGCUGAGCUGGAGUCUGUGGACUUUAUCGGUAACCAUGAGGGAGCCAGGCUCAACAUCAACCAAUGGGUCGAGAAGGAGACACAAGGUAAAAUUAAGGAUGUACUGGUCCAGGGUGUGUUGGACAGCAUGACCAGGCUGGUGCUGGUCAAUGCCAUCUACUUUAAAGGCAACUGGGACAAAAAAUUUAAGGAGACCUCAACACAGGAUGCCAAAUUUAGGAUCAGCAAGAAUGACACCAAACCAGUGAAGAUGAUGCACCAGAAAUCCAAAUUCCCCCUCACCUUCAUUCCUGAUAUCAACUGCCAGGUCUUGGAGAUGCCUUAUGUAGGGAAGGAGCUCAGCAUGCUCAUCUUUCUACCCACUGAUAUAAACGACAAUUCAACGGGUCUGAGUGAGAUAGAAAAGAACCUGACCUAUAACAACUUCAUGGAGUGGACCCGUCCUGAUAUGAUGGAUGUAGUCGAGGUCCAGGUUGGCCUACCUCGAUUCAAGAUGGAGGAGAAGUAUGACAUGAAGAAUGUCUUGGUCAGCAUGGGAAUGGUGGAUGCCUUCGACAGGGGCAGAAGUGAUUUUUCUGGCAUGUCACCUGCCAAUGACCUGGUCUUGUCAAAAUUCGUCCACAAGGCUUUUGUCGAGGUGAACGAGGAGGGAACCGAGGCUGCCGCCGCGUCUGUUGCCAUCAUGAUGUUGCGCUGUGCUCCGAUAACACCCAGAUUCAUCGCGGACCACCCCUUCCUCUUCUUCAUUCGACACAACGCGUCAAUGAGUGUCCUUUUUGCUGGCCGAUAUUGCUCCCCUGUUUGAGCAUUUUCGUGCUUCACUGCAAACUUUUUAAUCUCUAGCAUGGUUCCCUGCUUAAAAAAAAAAACAAAAACAAAAAAAAAACAGUAUGGACCAGCAUGGGUUUUAAUUUUUUUUGUUUUGCGCUGGGCUUGCUGGUGUUACCAGCAAGAUUAGCAGCAAAAGCAUAACAAAACAGCCAAUAUUCUAACAGCCGAGCCUUUGGUGCCAGGUGCCUUCCACUACCGUUCUGUACUGCGUAUACUUUGCACAUAUUCUAAAUUCAACCUUCCUAGAGCGUUAGGAAAACAAAUUUUAUUGUCUAAUCCCCAUCACUCCAUUCAUUGUAUGAAACCAAAGAGAAUAAUGAGAUAAAGAUACAUUAUCAGCACCUGUGUGAUGUUGUAAUCCCUAUUAGGAAUGUACACUGCUGUACAGUUUGCAAUAAUUAACUAAAGUAAACAUGGAAAUAUCAACCGCUCAACUAUUCUAUAUUGUCGAUACAUAAUCCUUUAUGUAUGCAAUAAAAGUCUGUUUGAAAACACAAAA